CAAAGGUUGGAUUGAGGAAGACAGCCAGUGGAUGACCCAGAUAAACAGACUCCAAAAGCUGAUUGACAGGCUGGAAAAGAAGGACCUAAAGCUUGAGCCAUUUGAAGAGGAAAUUUUGGAAGAAAAUGCAAGAUCUCACAUAAUGAUUGUUCAGCGUCAAAUGUCUGUGAUAGAAGAAGAAAUUGGGGAAUUCCGGCUUGCUCUGAAGCAGUACGUAGAAUCUGCUUCUACUCAAGGCGGCUGCUUGCAUGUUUCCAUACAGAAACUUCCAAGUGAUUCGCGCUUCAUUGUUUAUGAGUUCUGGGAGAACAGCAAUGCCUGGAAUAGCCACCUUCAAAUGAAUUACAACAAGACAUUCCAAAGAAGUAACGUGGACUUCUUGGAAACUCCAGAGCUCAUCACAACAAUGCUAGUCCCUGCAUCGUGGUGGGUCCUCCCUCAGUAACAACUGGAAGUUGUGGUUCCAAGUCAUGUUAAUGUUGCAUUGUUUUUCAUUACAAGAACAUUCAUAUAGCAGCGUACAGGUAUGCUGAGUUAUGAAUCUAUGAUGUGAUACUGUUUGUUAUUAUGGGUGUGAUCUUUUCCAUUUUAAAAUAUGGAAAACUGCACAUUUAUUACCUUUUCUUCUUGUGACUAGUUCAGUGAAAUUAUGCAUUCUAAAAGCUGAAGACAACAAUGCUAAACUGUUUGUUGUGUAUAUUCAAAAUGUCAUAGAAAAGUGCAUCUUGAUUGUUACAACUAAAUAUUUGUGAA
Molecule: messenger RNA, 753 nt
Organism: Leptosomus discolor (cuckoo roller)
Lineage: Eukaryota; Metazoa; Chordata; Aves; Leptosomiformes; Leptosomidae
Source: RefSeq, a predicted model, not a curated record